Rhinichthys klamathensis goyatoka is the source of this 1603-nucleotide messenger RNA. RefSeq names its product beaded filament structural protein 2, phakinin (gene bfsp2). Bases 168 to 1490 code for a protein of 440 amino acids. Gene Ontology annotation, cellular component: intermediate filament. Gene Ontology annotation, molecular function: structural molecule activity. The transcript is spliced from 8 exons. The record is from RefSeq and is a predicted model, not a curated record. NCBI's taxonomy places the organism in Eukaryota, Metazoa, Chordata, Actinopteri, Cypriniformes, Leuciscidae. Gene Ontology annotation, biological process: intermediate filament organization.
AUUAAAACAAAGAGCCUGCUUUCCAGAAGGCUAGGCCACCAUAAAGAGGCAUGCAUUGGUAGCUGUUGCCGUUUAGCUGAGGGGAGGUCAGUGGACAUUUACGCUUGCAUUGUGGUCAUGUCUAUGGACUAAUAGUGGUCUGUCACUUAAAAAGCAUCAGGACAGAAAUGCCUCUGCCACGACGUCGAUCCUCCUUCCUGGGCCAGGCUGCAGCGGAGCGGCCCGGCGGUGUGGGCCGCAUGAGUGCGACAGGGACCUCUGCGCCUCGGGGAGUGUUUGUAGGCAUGGCUCCCACCGGAGGUACCAGCAGCCUGGGUGCACGCGUGUCCCGCAGAGCGCUGGGCAUCAGCAGUGUGUUUAUGCAGGGCCUUAGAAGCACCACGGUUCCUGUAGUGACCCAGCCCUGGGAUCGAGGCCACCAGUAUGGCUUCGACAGCCUUAACACAUGCCUGUUGGAGUAUCGUGAUAAAGUUCACGCUCUGGAACAACUCAACCAACAACUGGAGGAACAGAUCAGACACUGCUUAGAUAGGAAAGCCUUCAGCGCCGGGACAUGGACUGGCCUAAAGCAAGACUGGGAGGAUGUUUAUAUGCAGGUCAGUGAGGCCACUCUGGACAACGCUCGACUUAUGCUCCAGACUGAGAAUAUUCAAGCCAAUACAGAGGACUUUAAAGAGAGGUACGAGAAUGAGCAGCCGUUCCGUAAAGCAGUAGAGGAGGAGAUUAACUCUCUGUACAAAGUCAUCGAUGAUGCAAACCUGACCAGGAUGGACCUGGAAAAUGAUAUUGACAGCAUGAAGAAUGAGCUGAUGAAUCUGGAGCAAAGUCAUAUGGAGGAUAUUAGAGUGCUCUAUGAGCAGAUGUCAGGGUGUGAGGUUGAUAAGCCGGAUGCUCCCACUGAGACCAACCUGGACCAGAUUCUAGCUUUCAUCCGUUCCCACUGGGAGAAGGUCAUUGAGAGGAACCGUGCUGAGACUGACGCCAACUUUGAGUGCAAGGCCCACAGUGUGAACAGUAAGCUGAGUCGAGAAGAAGAGGAGCUUGAGAGUCUGAAGACAGAAUGCAAUGAUGCCGGGUGCAAGAUUCAGAGUCUGCAGGCCGAGACUGAGUCUAUUAGAGCUCUGAAACGAGGCCUGGAGAACGCCCUCAAUGAUGCCAAGCACUGGCAUGACAUUGAGCUCCAAAACCUGGGCUCUGUUAUCGGAAAGCUGGAGGGCGAGCUCACUGACGUCCGUGGGGACAUCGAGCAGCAGCGUCGGGACUAUGAGACCUUGCACAACAACAAGAUGAAGCUGGAUCUGGAGAUUGGAACGUAUCAUGGAAUCCUGGACGGAGAGGAGAGCAGAUUCCACUCCUCAAUGUUCCCCGAUGGUUCUUCAGUACCUGAGGGACGAACUGAUGCCACAUUUUCCACAUCUGAACCACAGAGCUGUCCACAGACAGAAGGUUCUAAUGCUCCUGGUGCUCCAGAAGAAAGAAUGAAUGAAUGAAAUAUUUUAUUCAUUUUCAUUUGUUUCUCCUCACUUGUAGUUUACAGCAUCUAUAGACUACAUGAUUGCUGUGCAGGUUAAGAAAUGAAUAAAAACAAAAGACAUAAAUUGAA